Echinostoma caproni is the source of this 2874-nucleotide messenger RNA. Lineage: Eukaryota; Metazoa; Platyhelminthes; Trematoda; Plagiorchiida; Echinostomatidae. The record is from the annotation of a GenBank genome assembly.
UUGGAGCAAUGCAAUCUGAUCAUUGGUGAGCUGCGUGCUUCACUUGCGGAAACGCAAACCCAUUUACGCGGUGUCGAAGCAGAAUUGUCCGAAACACUGGCCAGUCGACAAGAAGCAGAAGCACGUCUUUCCGCCAUCCACAGCAUACUUCGGCGUUUGCUUGGUUUCCGACAGUCACAAUAUGCCAGUCGUUUGGGUUUGCGUACAGAUGCCGACGCGAGUGGCACGGAAGGACCAGAGGACACCGAGGAUGAGAAAUCCCGUAAAUCUGGUGGAGCGCCACGAGAAACGGAUCCGAUGAAUGGAGCCGAAAUGCGUGCACGUCACAGUGAAGAAUUCGAAAAUGAGUGGGAAUUGCGCAGAAUUGCCGAACGGAUUUUGCAAGAACGUGCUCGUCACCCUUCUAGUGGUGGUACGGUAGCACCGAAACCCAGGCAACGAAUGCGUCGCCAGCCGGAUCAAGACCAAGAAGUGUAUUUGUCUCCAAGUCUUCAGCUACGAUCUUCUCAAGCGGCCAAACGAUCCAAGUCAAUGUCUCCUUCUCGAGAUAAGAAGGAUCCACUACCGGAACGAUCGAAUUCCAAUGAGCGUCAACCGGAUGCCAGAUUCUCAUUCCACGAGGGUCGAUAUCACGAUUCGAUCAAUUUGGGCGAUCUGGACGCCAUCGAUUUUCCUGCGCGUUGGUUACAAACAAUGCGUCAACAUUUGAACGGGGCCCGAUAUCGUGGUCUGCCCGGAUCCGAUCUAGAUCCCGAGGCUGUGCGAAUGCUUUUGCGAGACUUCCUGCGCCAUUUGGUUCAAAUCGAACGCGAACGGGACUCGAACGAGAUGAAUCUGCGAGCGCGGGAGGAACAGUUGGCCGAUCUGCACCGACAGUUAAGUGACUAUGAACAAAAAGUCCACCAUUUGCAACAGACAUUGGGCGGAAUCGAGCGAGGUAAAUCAGAAGUUAUGGAACAGGUCAGUUCAAUGAAAUCGGUCAUUUCCGAACAGGAAUCGUUGAUGCUCAAACGUGAUCGUGAUCUGGAUGACAUGCGCGAUAAGAUGGUUCUACUGGAACGUCAAUUGGCUGUUUGCGAGGCGGAAAAGCAACAAUUACAAAUACGCAUGGAUAAGGCAAAGACAUCUGAGUCACGACUGGAAGAAGAUCGCAGACAGCUUCUUCGUGGGUUAGAUGAUGCAGAAACUCGGUACACACAAGCAGAAGUGGCACGGAGACGUUUGGAAGGUGAACUUCAUCGCAUGCAAACGGCAAUGAAUGAUCUCGAAUCUGAGAAACAGGCACUACAAUGUCGUCUGGAAAAUCUAGCCCGACAGAACUCCGAACUGGAGGCCCGUGUGCAUGCCCUUCAAGCAGAUGUGGAUCGGUUGACACAGGCGUUGAAUCAAGCCAACCAAAUGGUCAACGAGCUGCGCGAUCACGUGGAUCGUGACCAAAAGGAUCAGAUGAGUCUGAAACAGGAAUUGAACGAACAACGCGAGAUGAUUGCCCAAUUGCAGAAACGUGAAUCCGCGAAUGAUCAAGAAAGACGACUGCUGGAGGAAAGACUGGAGUCCAAUCGGACCAGUCUGAAUCAGACCAAAUCCCGACUGCACGAGACACUGGAACGUUUACAAGAAUUACAGUUGGAAACCUCAGACGGGGUGUUACAGCGGUCCGAAUUGGAAACCCAGCUACGUCAGUUGGCCAAUAUGUCUGCCGAGAAUCAACAGACUCAAAGUGAACUACAAACCAGACUGGCAACACUUCAAAAUGAACACACUACAGUUGUGGAAAAGAACGCGGAACUUCUGCGCAGUUUGAAUGAUCUGGGUUUGGAAAAACAUGAAUUGGAAUGCGAACUGACCCGUACUAGGAAGGAACAGGCGCAAUGGAAAAAGACAGCUGAACGUGUGGACCGCGAGCGUCUACGAGAACAAGACGCGUGCACCAAGUUACGAACUGAGAGCACCGAAUUGGGCAAAACUAUCCGUCGCCUCGAAGAGGAAAAUCUGGACUUGCGAAGAGACCUCCAAAAGCUGCAGUUAAACUAUGAAAAUGAUCUUUAUGAACGAAAUGCAAACGUCCCUUGGUACUAUUACGUACAGGCACAUGUAGCCCAACAGGAAGAUACUCAGGCGGCCCGUUUGAUUGAAGUGAACACCAAACAACGACUAGAAAAUGAAGCAGAGAUGGAACGUCAACGAUUGGCUCUCGCUCAAGCUGAAAAGGUAAUACAGCAAAAAGAGCGGAGCCAUCGACAGCGUGUCCGUGGUCUUGAAGAACAGGUCGCAUUGCUCAAGGAUCAGUUGUCUCAAGAAAUGAAUCGGCGUCAGUUAUUCCUGUCUCGUUCGCAGAACUUGGCCAGUUACACAUCACCGAGUCAACCAAAUCUGCUCAAUGUGGGCACAGCAACUACCGAACCGGAACUAGGCGAUAUCCGAAGUCCGUUAGACAUCAGUCUUCCACAGGAGACUUAUCUUCCCGGAUUGUACAAGCCCACAAUCGCUCCGUCCAGAUACGACCCCUAUUACUAUCAAGUGACUGGUUCAAUCCCCUCACAACUGGAUCGCUCUUAUGGAAGUGGAUCCGGACGGUACUCACGCGAUCGGGACAGUGGUAUUGUGAAUCGUAUAGGACAGGGUAUCCCAUCCCCAGCCGGGCUUCGUGCGAGCACAUCGCAGACAAUGCGCGGAGGUGAGAGUGUUGAGGCACGGCAUCGAUCGAUGGGAACACCUGGGUCGAAUACAGGCACAGACACGACCACAACAGGACAAUCAUCGGGAUCCAAGGUCAAAGAUUCCCCUUCUGUGCAUAUUCCGAGUCGCUAUAUGACCACAACUUCGUUAAACCGAAGCACGAGCGAGUCAACUAUUCGACGGAAAGAGUCAUAA